Cariama cristata (Red-legged seriema) is the source of this 2552-nucleotide messenger RNA. It is a transcript of the gene GRIK1, whose product is annotated as glutamate receptor, ionotropic, kainate 1. Gene Ontology annotation, molecular function: kainate selective glutamate receptor activity; transmitter-gated monoatomic ion channel activity involved in regulation of postsynaptic membrane potential. The transcript has 14 exons. Lineage: Eukaryota; Metazoa; Chordata; Aves; Cariamiformes; Cariamidae. Gene Ontology annotation, cellular component: postsynaptic membrane; presynaptic membrane; plasma membrane. The record is from RefSeq and is a predicted model, not a curated record. The annotation marks the transcript as partial. Gene Ontology annotation, biological process: modulation of chemical synaptic transmission; synaptic transmission, glutamatergic; monoatomic ion transport.
GUCUAAUUCGCCUGCAGGAGCUCAUCAAAGCCCCUUCUAGAUACAACAUUAAAAUCAAAAUCCGCCAGCUGCCCUCUGGGAAUAAAGAUGCCAGGCCUUUACUCAAGGAGAUGAAGAAGGGCAAGGAGUUCUACGUGAUAUUUGAUUGCUCACAUGAAACGGCAGCAGAAAUCCUUAAGCAGAUUCUCUCCAUGGGAAUGAUGACCGAAUACUACCACUACUUUUUUACAACACUGGAUCUAUUUGCAUUAGACCUGGAACCCUACAGAUACAGCGGAGUAAAUAUGACGGGGUUUCGCCUGCUCAACAUCGAGAACCCACAGGUUUCGUCGGUCAUUGAGAAAUGGUCAAUGGAACGUCUGCAGGCACCGCCGAAACCGGAGACCGGCCUCCUCGAUGGCAUGAUGACAACAGAAGCAGCUCUGAUGUACGAUGCUGUUUACAUGGUAGCAGUGGCCUCCCAGCGUGCCUCCCAAAUGACUGUCAGCUCCUUGCAGUGUCACAGACACAAGCCGUGGCGUUUUGGACCCAGAUUUAUGAAUCUGAUAAAAGAGGCACGGUGGGAUGGCCUGACAGGGCGCAUAACCUUCAACAAAACGGACGGCUUACGGAAGGAUUUUGAUUUGGACGUUAUUAGCCUCAAGGAGGAAGGAACAGAAAAGGCUGCUGGCGAGGUUUCUAAUCAUUUAUAUAAAGUGUGGAAGAAGAUUGGGGUUUGGAACUCGUACAGUGGCCUUAACAUGACCGACAGCAACAAGGACCGAUCGACCAACAUCACGGAUUCCUUGGCUAACCGGACGCUUAUCGUCACCACCAUUUUGGAAGACCCCUAUGUUAUGUACAAGAAGUCUGACAAGCCCUUGUAUGGAAAUGACAGAUUCGAGGGUUAUUGCCUGGACUUACUAAAGGAGCUGUCAAAUAUUUUAGGCUUCAUCUAUGAGGUCAAACUAGUCUCUGAUGGUAAAUAUGGAGCCCAGAAUGACAAAGGAGAGUGGAAUGGGAUGGUCAAAGAACUCAUAGAUCACAAAGCUGAUCUGGCUGUUGCUCCUCUCACCAUUACCUAUGUAAGAGAGAAAGUAAUUGAUUUUUCCAAGCCCUUCAUGACGCUGGGAAUCAGUAUCUUGUACCGGAAACCCAAUGGGACAAACCCUGGUGUUUUCUCCUUUUUAAACCCUCUUUCUCCUGAUAUUUGGAUGUAUGUUCUCCUAGCCUGCCUUGGAGUCAGUUGUGUCCUCUUUGUCAUUGCAAGGUUUACACCAUAUGAAUGGUAUAACCCCCACCCGUGCAACCCAGACUCAGAUGUGGUGGAAAACAAUUUUACUUUACUAAAUAGUUUCUGGUUUGGAGUUGGAGCUCUCAUGCAGCAAGGAUCAGAGCUGAUGCCCAAAGCUCUUUCUACCAGAAUAGUUGGAGGAAUAUGGUGGUUUUUCACCUUAAUCAUAAUCUCAUCCUAUACUGCCAACCUGGCUGCCUUCCUGACCGUGGAGAGGAUGGAAUCCCCCAUUGAUUCCGCAGACGAUUUGGCAAAGCAAACCAAGAUAGAGUACGGGGCUGUUAGAGACGGAUCCACCAUGACCUUCUUCAAGAAAUCCAAAAUAUCAACCUAUGAGAAGAUGUGGGCGUUCAUGAGCAGCAGGCAGCAGACGGCGCUGGUGAAGAACAACGACGAGGGAAUCCAGCGCGUGCUCACGACGGACUAUGCGCUGCUGAUGGAGUCGACCAGCAUAGAGUACGUGACGCAGAGGAACUGCAAUCUCACCCAGAUCGGGGGGCUCAUUGAUUCGAAAGGCUACGGCGUGGGAACCCCCAUUGGGUCUCCUUACAGAGACAAGAUCACCAUCGCCAUCCUCCAGCUCCAAGAAGAGGGAAAGCUGCACAUGAUGAAGGAGAAGUGGUGGCGAGGCAACGGCUGCCCCGAGGAGGACAGCAAGGAAGCCAGCGCUCUCGGGGUCGAGAAUAUUGGGGGCAUCUUCAUAGUGCUCGCCGCAGGGCUCGUUCUUUCGGUGUUUGUAGCCAUUGGUGAAUUUAUAUACAAAUCAAGGAAAAACAGCGAUAUUGAGCAGUGUCUUUCUUUCAAUGCGAUCAUGGAGGAGCUUGGAAUUUCACUCAAGCAUCAGAAGAAGUUAAAGAAAAGGUCGAGAACUAAGGGGAAAUCUUCGUUCACGAGUAUCCUUACUUGUCACCAGAGGCGGACACUGAGGAAAGAAACCAUAGCGUGAGCAGGAGAGACCCCCUCUGAGGAAAUAUCAGGAACAAAAAACAAAACCAUUGCUACCUACAAGCUGAUUGUGGUGGGAUUUCUGAAAUAUAGACAUUUACCUUGUUCUUCAGAAAUUCUCUGUGGUUUCUUUUUUUAAUCUAGAGGUACAGCAGUUUAAAUGCUCACAUAGACUGAUGUACUACUAAUCGUCUGGGAAGUGUCUCACUAUUUCUUUUGAGAUGGAUUUGUAUGCUCAUCUGUUUUGCAUCUCUCUCUUCCCCUCCCCAUGCAUCGCUGUUUGUGCUUUCUAAAUAAAUAAAUAAACAAAAGACAGGGUUCUUUUUUCCAAUAA